This is a messenger RNA of Adineta ricciae, 228 nucleotides long. The record is from the annotation of a GenBank genome assembly. NCBI's taxonomy places the organism in Eukaryota, Metazoa, Rotifera, Eurotatoria, Adinetida, Adinetidae.
AUGAUCAUCUUUGCUGUUCAUCAAAGCAAUGCAGCUGCAACUGAUCGCAAACCACUUCUUGAUGAUACAAAACAGUCAUCGCCAUUGGUUGAAAAGCUUCGUGCUCGACGAGCUGCUAUUGCUGCUGCAAGUGUUGACGGAUUCGAUGAAUUUGGCAGCGAGAAUAUCCAAUGUGGUAAUGGUGUUGUCACAAUCACUGAUGGUAACAUCUCAUGCGCCGGCAAAUAA